GCUCAUUCCGCCCCGUCGCUGUCGACGAAUCCUCCUGCCCUUUCGUCGACGCUGGCCGCCUGCACUCUCACCAUCAAUUUCACGUUCCUUGUAUCUAACAAUCAUAAACGAUGCAUCUCCACGAAGGACUUCACCGCCGCUGCGUCGACUGCCCAGCUACGGCCCCUAGCUGCAACUGCGGUGUAGGUUUGCAGUGUGUAAUUACAUCCAGGAGUUGCGAUGCGUGCCCGACUGCGAGCUGCGUCGAGGGUGCCGAUGGCAGCACAACGAAAACGAGCAACAGCGGAGUCAGUGGUGGUGCUAUUGCGGGGGCCGUUAUCGGAGUACUCAUUUUGUUGGGGGCUUCUAUUGCCCUGUUAAUUUGGUAUCGCCGGCGCCAGCGCAGAGCCCAACCGUGUGAGCAGCCGCAGCACGAUGUCAAGCCCGACGUUCCCGCGCGUGCCGAGGCUGUCCUCAGCCGCCCAGAUCCCGUCGAGAAACCGCGCUCGCCAUCACCUCAGCAACCUGAUUCCGUUCGCAUGUACUCUGUCAUGAGCGACUCGACGAUCAACCUCGACCCACAGGCGAAGAACUCGGGUCCAUCCUCGCAGCAGACGGGCCUUUCGCGGCGGCCGUCCGCGCAAAGCAACCCGUUCACCGACACGCAUUCUAUUCAGACUGCGUCUGCCAGCACGCAGUCCACGAACGUUAUCCCCAUCGCGCUUGUCCCUCACGGGUCCGUGUCAUCGGCACAGCACAGCCCCGUGUCGGACAACCAAUCGGGCACAUCGUCGACGCGGUCUUCAGUGCCAACACGCCCUGCACACUCUCCAGACCUUGGUCUACGCUUCGACCCGCUCUCGUCGGGUCUUAACCUUGAGCAUGUCAACGUCUCGAAGGACUCUUUCCGUCCUCCUCAUGCACCGUAUGCGCAAUCGCAAGCAUCCGGAUUUUCUGGAUUCUCAUCGCGCGACUCCGUCAUGACGUCCGGAAGCUUUGCGUCGGACGUGCUCUACGAAGCACCGCAGAUCGUUACAAAUGCCGGGCGCGUCAAUCUUUCGAAGGCGGAGGUUGUUUCUGUUCAAGGCACAACACCUAACACUCCGAUGUCGUCAAACUCUGGCGCAACUAACCAAGGGCUGAAGCCCAGUAUGGCAGCGCGAGCAUCCAAGGCAAUGGCUCGUUCUCCUCUUGCGCAGACUUCGUUUGGCCCAGCAGAUGCAAUGAGUGUGAGCGAGACUGACGCGGAGGGCCAGGAGAUUGAAUACCACCUACAUCGGACCGAUCCAUUCGGCGAUGAGCACACGCCACGUACUGGUAACUCAACGACUACCUUUGGAGGACACACUCCAAUCCCGAUUCCAUCUACUGCAUCGCCAGGUGGUCAAUAUCAGGCCAGCUCUACGGACGACCGCGAGACAGUGGAUUCACCAGCUACUGGACGACCCAUCAGCACACUCACGCAAGCGACGUCCAUCAUCGGCGCAGAGAUUGGUGGCGCAACUGUCGUUCGUCUCAACUCGACAGGCAGCACAGCGGACCGUCGUUUGACGAGUGCGAAGCUCGUGACGCCAACGUCUGGUCCUCUCAAUCCGCAAGACGAGCGCGUAUUACAACAACAGCAAGCACAAGCGCUUGCCGCUGCUCGUGCUCGUGCUGCAGCGUCUGGCUUACCCAUGCCUGGUGUCUCCUCGUCUGCAAGCAGCACAGCAAGUGGCAACGGAAUGAACUUGUCACUGCAUUCGCGUCGCGUGAGUGAGGCAAGCGUAAUGAGUGCAGGUGCAGACUCGUUACUUGAGAGCUUCACAUUCGUACCACCCUCGCCAAUUUCCUCUCGUCCACCUCGUUCGCCGCUUGCUCAACAAGCACAUACCAUCCCUCCUGUCCCACCCUUGCCGAAGCAAGUACAGCAGGAAAAAGAGGAUAACGCAGAGCACCAACCGUCUGCGAGGCAGGUGCAAGGUAUGAGCAGUGCAUCUACGGGGAUUGAGGGGUAUGAUUUCAGGAUUGACGAGGGACAGACGCAGGCGUCUGCGCCUUCCGACGUGAAUGCGAAUGGACGUGCAAAUGGAGGGAGGAGUGGAGGCGUGAGUAAGCCGCCACCAAGUGCGGCGUCGAACAACUUGAAUGGGAAUGGGACGCUUAAAGGACGACAACGUGCGAGUUUGGACACACUUGCGUUGACUGCGGACUUGAGCGCGUUCCCGCUCAACUUUGAUGAGACGAGAGGAAGCUUUGGUGUCUCGAAGUGAAGUGACUUCGUCGUCUACGUCCCUUCCUGUUGUUCUUUGAUUUGGUUUUCUUGGGUCUCUCGAUCUCUCUCUGUUGUCUCCUCUCGCUGAUCUCCUCGCCUCGCGCCGCCAUAAACUCAUCCAUCCUGACCCAUGCAAAAUGCAUAUACCCAACCGCUUGUGUGCAAUACAAUUCGUACAUACAACCCGACCCAAUCCAAUCCAACCUUGUGCCUCGGACGGACUCUCUCGAAGCCCUCGCAAGGCACCUUCCCCAUCAUAACUGAAAUGUGUUCUAUUAGCUUCUUCCUCUGACGUGCGCAAUAAUUAUUUGUGCUUCACACUCUCCUUUUUUAUUUUCUCUUUCUUCUCUUUUGGCUUUUUUCUCUUUCUUUAUUCUGAGUUCUUUCUUAUUUGUGUUCUUUUUUUCUUUCGGUUUGGAAAAAGCUCGCUAGGCGGUUUUAGAAUAUAUAACUCUUUGGUACCUACGUUAAAUUUCUCUUUCUUUUGAAGGCCUCACCGGCACACCCUUUGUACCUUACUUUCACCCCUUCCCCUUUCACUUGACCAAC
Fomitiporia mediterranea MF3/22 is the source of this 2782-nucleotide messenger RNA. RefSeq lists its product as uncharacterized. The transcript has 2 exons. The record is from RefSeq and is a predicted model, not a curated record. The coding region runs from base 111 to 2231 and encodes 706 amino acids. NCBI's taxonomy places the organism in Eukaryota, Fungi, Basidiomycota, Agaricomycetes, Hymenochaetales, Hymenochaetaceae.